Messenger RNA from Nicotiana attenuata, 1435 nucleotides. RefSeq names its product transcription factor LAF1-like. The record is from RefSeq and is a predicted model, not a curated record. Bases 141 to 998 code for a protein of 285 amino acids. The transcript has 3 exons. Lineage: Eukaryota; Viridiplantae; Streptophyta; Magnoliopsida; Solanales; Solanaceae.
CGGCUAACCUCAACAUCAAGUCUUCCUUGUCCCUUCUCUCUCUACAAAGAAACAAAAGUCAAAUGUCUUUUUUUCUUACAAGUUUCUGAAAGAUAUAUAUAGUACUAUCUUCUUCAAUUCUCAUUUUUAUUUGAAAAUUAAUGGGGUGCAAGCAAUUAGUGGAGAAGCCAAAGCAAAAGCACAAGAGAGGAUUAUGGUCUCCAGAUGAAGACCAGAAGCUCAAAGGAUACAUCCUCACCUAUGGACAUGGCUGCUGGAGCUCCAUGCCUAUCAAUGCUGGGUUGCAAAGGAAUGGAAAGAGUUGCAGAUUGAGGUGGAUUAAUUAUUUAAGGCCUGGCCUAAAGCGAGGGACUUUUAACACUGAAGAGGAGGACACAAUUCUGACCCUUCAUGGCAUGUUAGGCAACAAGUGGUCUCAAAUAGCACAGCAUUUGCCUGGAAGGACCGAUAACGAGAUAAAGAACCACUGGCACUCUUACUUAAAGAAGAGAGUGGCCAAAAUUGCAAAAGAUGAAGCUGGACAGGCUACAUCUGGAUGCACUAGCCUACAUAUUGGAAAUAGAGAAUCUUCACCUUCUUCAAUAAAAUUUGCUUCCCAAAAUUCAAGUCCGCACUCAUUUGAACACAUAGAAGGUUCAUUUGCAGAUAGUGGUCAAUCUGCUUCACUACAGGUUGACUUUGCAAGAGAAAAUUGCAAAAGCAAUUUACCAAAAGUCUUAUUUUCUGAAUGGUUCUCGUUAGAACAAUUUAGUGGUCAAGAAGAUUUCAAGAACACAACCAAUCAAGAUCUUUCCAAGAAUAAUUUUGGAUGCAACGAUUCAGUGUUCCCAGAUGCUUUCAUGCAAUAUGUUCCACUGAUGAAUGAAGUUACCUAUGGGAAUCACAUAAAUCAAGAUUUUCACAGUGGGACUUUGGAUGGAAUAUCCCAAAACCACUCUGCUAAUGGUUUUGAGGAAUUUAUAUCAGGGGAAUUUAACAUACACGGCAAUGUGAUGUAAAUAUGAGUUCUUUUUUUACUACCUCCUUCAGGAAGAACAACUUCUAAUUGCUUUACCAAAUAAUGUUAGUAAAUUGUCUGGAACAAAUAAUCUAUGUUGCUCGGACUCUUCAAAAAUGUCUUAAAUUGCAUGUCGGGUCCUUCAAAAGUAGUAGAUUUUUUGGAACAUCCGACAUGGGUGCGGCAAUAUUAUUGAAGAGUCCUCACAACAGAACAACUCAAACCAGAAAUGUUAUGUCCUGUUUUUUCCUCAUAGAGUUGAGAGGAAGCAGACAGCAAUGAUCUAGCUAUAGUUGUUUUUUAUUUUUCUUUGCAAGUUAAAAUAGAUGUCUUUUCUAGUGUCCAUACUUUACAAAGUCCAAGUACAUUCCACUUGUAAUAAAGUUAGAAUGCCCUGUACAGGUUACUUUGUCCUCAGAGAAUUAAAUUUUGAAAAUC